GCCGCGCGCUCGCAGCGGGAACCAGGCGCGUCUGCCUCCGCCAGCUGCUGCCUUCCCAUGGAUUUCGAGGCGAAGAUUUUCCCUCGAACCGGAGGUUACGGACGCUACAACCGGGUGGCGGUCGUGUUCAGCUGGUUCCCGACCUUUGCAGUGGUGCUGAACUUCUACAGCGACGUUUUUUACACCCUAAUGCCGAACACAUACCACUGCAGGCCGGACCAGAGGCUGCUGCCUUCCUCUUUCAUGCUCAGCAACUACUCCAAGCAGGGCUACAUGAACCUCACCAUCCCCUGGGUGAACGGCUCCGGCCUCAGCCACUGUCAGCUCUACAAGUAUCCCGCAAACUUCUCCGACUUGUCCGGAAAAGUCCCGCGGGAGACGGUUCCCUGUACCAAAGGCUGGGAGUUCUCCUCUCUGGUGGGACUUCAGGGUAACAUUGUCACAGAGUGGAAUCUGGUUUGUGACAACUCCUGGAAGAUCCCCCUGCAGCAGAUCUGCUUCAUGAUGGGAUGGAUUGUGGGAUAUGUCUUUUUGGGUUCAUUAUGUGACUGGUUGGGACGUCGCCGUGGUUUCCUCCUCUCCAUCAGCUUGUCCAGUCUCUUUGGGGUGGCGGUGUGUCUAUCCAACAGUGUGGUGGUGUUUCUGCUGCUGCGUCUUUGCCAAGGUGCCAUGCUCGCUGGAGUGUUUGUCUCUUCCUAUAUUCUCAGGUUGGAGCUGUCUGACCCUCCCCAUCGCCUCAUGGUUGCCAUGAUCGGCGGCUUCUUCACAGUCUCUGCGGAGCUGCUGUUGCCAGGCUUUGCCGCUCUCUGUCAUGAUUGGCCAAUUCUCCAGGCUGUGACCACUUUGCCUCUGCUUCUGCUACUCUCCUAUUGGUGCUGUGCAUCAGUUUUUCCUGAGUCUCCUCGCUGGCUGCUGGCCACAGAUCACAUUCCCCAGGCCAAGAGGAGCCUGCAGGAGUUCACCACCAGGAAUGGCGUUUGUCUCCAGGAAGAGAUGUAUCCUGGGGAAACCCUGUUAUCCGAAAUAGAUUCUGCAUAUGGAGAAGACCUCCAGCCAAGGUACUAUUCAGUCCUGGAGCUACGACAGACCCGUGUUAUCUGGAAGAACUGUCUCAUUCUCAGCUUCACUCUGUUUAUUGGAACAGGCAUCCAGUACUGCUUCACCAGAAACCUGCACUUAUACUCCAACAACUUUUACUUCAUGUACUUCCUCCGUGUGAUAACAGGAGCCCUGGCUUGUGUCUUCAUCUGCAUGUCUGUUAAUCACUUUGGUCGGCGUGGAAUGCUCCUGCUCUCCGCCAUCAUCACUGGGCUCUCCUCGCUGCUGCUGCUUGCUCUCACGCAGUAUCUCAAAGGCGGUCUGGUGUUGGUCCUCUCUGUGGUGGGUUUGCUGUUCUCUCAGGCUCUCGCCAUGCUCAGCGCCUUCUUCGCCUGUGAGGUCAUGCCGACUGUGGUUCGCGGUGGCUGUUUCGGACUGGUGAUGGCAGCUGGCUGCAUUGGCAUGGCGGCCUCCUCCCUGAUGGAGCUUCAGAAUAACAGCGGCUACUUCCUGCACCACGUAAUCUUCGCCUCAUUCGCCGUCCUGUCUGUGCUCUGCAUUAUGCUCUUGCCUGAAAGCAAACGCAAGUCGCUCCCGGACUCCCUGAAGGAGGGCGAGAACCAGAGACGACCUCCUCUCUUCCUGUCCCAACCAGACAGGGACAGUCUGCCUCUGCUGUGCACGCGGCCUCCAGCGUCUGAGUACAAUCCUGAUAACUAUUCCCGCUUGGUUUCUGCCACCAGGAAGAUGUUGUCCAAGGAUAAUUUGCCAUACAGGAUUGCUGGGCCCACUGUUCCACCCCUGCUAUCAGACAGCAACACACAGGAGCAGGAAAAUGAAACACAGAGCGAGGUUGCAUCAUAAACCUGUGAGCAACCUCCUACUGCAGACUGAUUCAGACUUUUUCUCCAGGCCUCUUCCAAAGAUACCUCAGGUGGAAAACUCAUCUAAAGUACUGACCUCAUAGCACCUUAUUUCCGUCUCUUGCUAAAUAAGAUUUAGGCACUUCUUAUAUUUGGUGGUUCAGGACAUUUAGCUGAAGCCUUUGGUCAUCCAACCUGCAGUUCGUAUUUCAAGAGCUCUCACUGGGCUUUAAAAAUCUACAUCCUGUCUGUUGUUACCUAGAAAAAUAUUUUUAAAGGAUUAGUUUUUUGAAAAACGGGAUUAUAUGCAGUAUGUCAAUAUCAGUAUGUGAGACAUUCGAGAAAAAAUCUAAUCUGAGCUGGAUGCUCAUCCAUGAGCAAGUCUCCAAUGUGAAAUUUGUUUUCUUUUCAUCUGUAGAUCCUGUUACUGCCAAACUCUUACCUGAAACUACUGCCUUCUUAUAUUUUAAUUUAUAUAGAUAUCUUCAUAUGUCUGAGGAAAAAGCCACAUUUCAGCCAUUGAAGUUGUGUUUAGAAUAUACUGAGUUGCAGUUUCCAUCAGCCGCACUGCAUUGCUGUAUUAUUGGAAAAUAAAAAUGUACAGAAACAAAUCUAUAUUAAUAAAAUUAUGAGGUCUGAACAUAUUUAAUUUGCAUGAGCUGCUAUGAAAGAGGGAGUUGAAUAUAAAUUUCAAACAAUUGUAAUAAAA
Messenger RNA from Cyprinodon variegatus (sheepshead minnow), 2610 nucleotides. It is a transcript of the gene slc22a31, whose product is annotated as solute carrier family 22 member 31. The coding region runs from base 58 to 1902 and encodes 614 amino acids. The transcript has 9 exons. Gene Ontology annotation, biological process: transmembrane transport. The record is from RefSeq and is a predicted model, not a curated record. Gene Ontology annotation, cellular component: membrane. Gene Ontology annotation, molecular function: transmembrane transporter activity. Lineage: Eukaryota; Metazoa; Chordata; Actinopteri; Cyprinodontiformes; Cyprinodontidae.